UGGGCGACAACAGAGAAGUUGGUCGACUCGCUCACCAGGUUCAAACAAUAUCGAUAAUCGCCGUUUUUGUUUGAUGAGCGAAAAGAUUCCGAGAAUGAGUGAAUUCCGAUAGAGCAAAAUUGAAGUCACGUGGCAACACACGUGGGUAAAACAUCCCCAACCCAGUGGCCGAGACGGUCCGAGCUCCAGUGCGGCUUCCAGGCUCUUGGUGUGUCGGAGCUUCCAGCGAACCUCUCCAACCCCACGACACCGACCCGCGCAAUUGUCGCUCUCAGCCGCUCAAUUGCAGCCCACCAUGGCGUUAGAAUCCGGCGAGACACCACGGCGGGCGACCCGCGAGGAAAUGCGCGAUGCGAAGCUGCCCAUGCAAUACCGAGACAGCUGCGCCCACCUGCUGAUCCCCCUCAAUCGCUGCCGCUUCGAGACCUACUACAUGCCGUGGAAGUGCGAGGACGAGCGACACAGCUACGAAAAGUGCCAGUACGUCGAGUUCAAGAAGCGCGUCGCCAAGAUGGACGAGCUCAGGGAGGCCAAGGGCGGUGCGCGGAGCAACUGAGCAGGCGGGGAGAGGAGGUCUCGCCGUGUACAUAUCGAUGCGGGAGAACGGUGUUGGGGGCUGGCAUUGAUAGACGGCAAUGCAUUGCAUCAGACACUCACUUGCUCUCGUCCUCGAAUCCUUCUGUUGGAUGUGCAACUAACCCAUCCGCCGCGCCCCCGAGCAAGCAGCACCCGGCAUGACCAGCGACGGUGCAAUCGACUGCGGGCAGGACGAGGAAGGAUGCUACUUGGCGAACUCGGGUCGAGUCCCACGAGUCCCACGCGUGCGUUCGGCCACGGAGAUGUCUAGCCAGUUCGUCGGUACGCCAUCGGGAUUAUGCACGUCACCCGCAGCCAGAUUGGGGGAACGGAUAUGAAACCGGUUCGGGUUGGGGGUUCGCAUGGUAAGCACUCCGGAGUUCUAACAAGCGAAGUAUCGUGUUCA
Chaetomium fimeti is the source of this 982-nucleotide messenger RNA. Its product is annotated as NADH-ubiquinone oxidoreductase B18 subunit-domain-containing protein. The transcript has 3 exons. Gene Ontology annotation, cellular component: mitochondrion. The record is from RefSeq and is a predicted model, not a curated record. NCBI's taxonomy places the organism in Eukaryota, Fungi, Ascomycota, Sordariomycetes, Sordariales, Chaetomiaceae. The coding region runs from base 296 to 556 and encodes 86 amino acids.